AUGGACGCGGCGCCGUCGCCAGACCCCACCGCCGCCACCGACGACUACGGCCGCCAACGCCGCCCAGGUAAUCUACUCCCCAUCCUUCUUCCCCAUCCAGACCUCGUCCGCGUUGUCGAGCAGCAUCAGGGUCGGGGCAUCCGCGUCUCGGUUCCUCAUUCUGAUACGUUUCCUCCGAUUUCUCCCCCAGCUCGUUCGCCUUCGCCCGGCACGCCCGCCACGGAUCAGGGAGACGGCAGCGGCGGGGAGGGCAAGCAGCCUACGCGCGCUGAGGCGGGCCGCGUCGCCGCCAUCGCCAUGGGACCCUCGCCGUCGCCGGGAUCCACAGUCUCCUCCUCCCACGACGACGACGGCCGCCACCAAGCAGCCCUCCUUUCCCCUCCGCUCAGCACGCCCACCCCGGGGCCACAAGACGGCGGCAGCAACAGUCUGAUGCGCCCCGUGCUCGCGCUGUCGCUCUCGGUGGCGGGGCGAACCACCGUUAUCUGUAAUGCAGCCAGCAGCUAUGCGCGGCGCAUCGCUGUCAUCACAUGGGCCUGUCACUUUGGUGAGAAGAUCCACAUGUAGUUUGGCCGUACAGAUAGCCAGAGUCAGAGUCCGUACUUGGUGGCUUAUUGCACUAUUUAUGCGUAUCCACGUUAACCGAGUCACGAGUACUGAAUUUCUUUCUAACAACAUGCUGUCAUAUUCGUAAGUUCCUUGAUGCGAACGAGUUUUAGAGAUAGUCAC
Messenger RNA from Hordeum vulgare subsp. vulgare (domesticated barley), 729 nucleotides. RefSeq lists its product as uncharacterized. Lineage: Eukaryota; Viridiplantae; Streptophyta; Magnoliopsida; Poales; Poaceae. The record is from RefSeq and is a predicted model, not a curated record. The transcript has 3 exons. The coding region runs from base 1 to 567 and encodes 188 amino acids.